AUGUCCAAUCAACAAAUAAUUCGUUCACUUAGAGAUAUUCUUAAUCUUACUGAGAAAGGUGAACAAGACUGGAAUCAUGGGGAUAUGAAAAAGCUUGUUUCUGCAACAGGAACUUUAUAUGCAAGUUCGGUAAAUAAGAUUGCAUUAAAACCGGAUGAGGAGACUGCAAGGUAUCACAUCUGUGCAUUCAUAGCAGCAGAAAAAUUACAUGAGAAAUAUUCACCAGAUUUGAAAUUUUCAACGAAUAAUAUACCAUUGGAACCUAAAAAGGUACGUCAUUUAUUACAGAUUUUCAAGAAUACUAUUUUUCAAUCCUCACCUGUGAAGAAUAUUAGUUGGACGCCAAGUCCCAAGAAGAAACGAAAUGACAAAAAUAGUCCCGUCAAGGAUAAUGGCCGAUUUACUGCUAAAGAUCCUAAACAAUUGAGGAAAGAAUUAUUUGGCGCGCCAACAAAGGUUACACCUUCAAAGAAUGUUCCGUCAUUAAGUAAUUCCCCUACCAAAAGCUCAACAAAUGAUGAUGAUAGCCCUACAAAAGUAAGAAGGAAACUAGCAUUCGAAGAAGAUUCAGGGGAUGAUGAAAAUAAUGCCAUACAGGCAUCAGAUAAAGAUCGUGUGGUUAAUGCCAUAAAUAAUAAAGAGUAUACUACGGAUGAUAAUACUGAUGGAGAAGAAGAAGGAGAAGAACAAUACAACAAUGAUGAAGGAUUCGAGACUGCAAAUGAAGACACCCCGAGUCGUGUGGAUGCUGACGAUAAUGAUGUAGAGGAAUCUCCCGAAAGAUUGAUUAAGAGGAGGAAAAGAAGCCCUAAUAAAAAAACCGGACGACCUUAUUCCAAAAUGUGUCUACUGUCUAGAAAAUAUUAUAAAGUGAAACCAAUCGAAGUUAUUGAACUUUGUAACCAAUUUGAAUUACCACAAGACGUGGCUUACAAUGUUCUAGAACAGUACAUGUCUUACGCUUCCUAUUUAGUCUGUCCAUGGCAAUUGGUCUGCGGUCUCGUAAUGAAUUGUGUCUUUGUUGUAUUUAAUGAAAAGAGACGUCAAGACCCGAGAAUUGAUCACCGUAUAAUUGAAAGGAUAUGCCUUUUGAUGAAAGCGGAUAAUUAUGAUGAUGUUAGUGAAUGCAUCAAGAUUGUUAAAGAAUUGAUUAUUGGUGAAAGGUGGUUCCGUGACUUACAAAUCAAACAUAAUUGCUUUGAAGGUGGUAGUUACGAGGAAGUCAUAUCCGUCAAAUUAGGAUCAAUGUUUCAACCGAAUAAAAGUUUAGUAUCAGAUGAACAAUACGAAAAUUGGUUGAAUAAAGUCAAGCAAGAUAUAGAUCUAAGAGAUAAUUAA
Messenger RNA from Naumovozyma dairenensis CBS 421, 1338 nucleotides. RefSeq names its product origin recognition complex subunit 6 (gene ORC6). Gene Ontology annotation, cellular component: nuclear origin of replication recognition complex. The transcript has a single exon. Gene Ontology annotation, biological process: DNA replication. The record is from RefSeq and is a predicted model, not a curated record. Lineage: Eukaryota; Fungi; Ascomycota; Saccharomycetes; Saccharomycetales; Saccharomycetaceae. Bases 1 to 1338 code for a protein of 445 amino acids. Gene Ontology annotation, molecular function: DNA binding.